CCCCUCCUCCUCUGGGUACCAGCGCGACGGAGGGAGAUGCAGUGAGCUCAGCGAGGCUGGCCAGCCCCGGCGUUGGAAGCAAACAAGCCGAGAAACGCGCACCGAGCAGCUCCCGAAGUCCCUCUGCGUCUCCUUUUCCUUCAAGCCCUUCCUCCGGCGGCUGGCAUGGUCUGCUAGGAGGAGGGGGAGCCCCCCAAGCAGCCGAGGGAACAGGGCCCAGACAGAAACGGGCUCCGGCAUGGAGUUAAAGAGAUCCAUCUCGGCCAGCAUGGAAGCAGAGAAGCCUCUGAGACGCUACGGGGCGGUGGAGGAGACGGCAUGGCGAGCCGAGGGGCUAGGGAGAAAUCAGCUUGACAUCAUUUCGAUGGCUGAAACUACCAUGAUGCCUGAGGAGAUAGAACUGGAGAUGGCAAAGAUCCAGAGACUUCGGGAAGUCUUAGUCAGGAGAGAAUCAGAGCUCAGGUUUAUGAUGGAUGAUAUCCAGUUAUGUAAGGACAUCAUGAACUUGAAGAAAGAGCUGCAGAAUUUAGUGGCAAUCCCAGAAAAAGAGAAGACAAAAUUGCAGAAGCAAAGGGAAGAUGAAUUGAUUCAGAAGAUCCACAAACUGGUGCAGAAAAGAGACUUCCUUGUUGAUGACGCCGAAGUAGAGAGAUUAAGAGAGAAGGAGGAAGACAAGGAGAUGGCGGAGUUCCUCCGGAUCAAGUUGAAACCCUUAGACAAAGCCGCGCGAUCUCCAACUAGUACGCCAGCAGAGAAGAAGGCGGAGCCCCCUCCUCUUCCUCCAAACAAGCCCACCAUUGCGAAAGCAGGAAUCGCUAUCAUCAAGGAUUGUUGCGGGUCCACCCAAUGCGCCAUCAUGUAGCUCCCUCGUCACAGGGCACCGCCUCCCCCCCCUGCCCCCUACGCACUCAACCCAACAGACGGAAAAACUGUGGACGGAAGAGGACGUUAAGCAUCCAGAUAUCUUGAUAGUAGAGUUUCCUGUACUGGUUUUUUUUACAGUAACUGUUGUGUACUGAAUGUACCUGUCGGUGACUCCUUCACUGUUGCACGGAUCACUCAGUCAGCAUGCCUAGGUUUAAGACAAGGAGUAUAUAUAUAUCUAAGUAUAACUAUAUCUCGAGGAGAGGGAAAGACUUGUAUAGGAAAAAGAGAGACAGACACAGGCAGGCACCACUUUUUAUCCUUAUAUAUAGAUCUAUGUGUAUAUAAGAUGAUAUGUAUAUGGGGAGGAAGACACCCCCCCCCCACACCCUCUGCCAGCUGUGAAAAAGAAAAUCAUACCAAGUAAUAUGUAGAAUAGCAAUUUUAAUAGUCUGUGCGUAGAAUAGGAUGCGCUCCACACUUCUUUCCGUUGACAAGACAGCAUUUGCUCCCGUGGGCAGAAUAAAAACUUGGCAUGGCAGCUCCUCUUAGCAUCUAACAUAAUAAAUAAAUAUUGUAAAUAGGACAAGGCA
Molecule: messenger RNA, 1457 nt
Organism: Lacerta agilis (Sand lizard)
Lineage: Eukaryota; Metazoa; Chordata; Lepidosauria; Squamata; Lacertidae
Gene: BMERB1
Product: bMERB domain containing 1
Exons: 6
Coding region: 239-862 (207 amino acids)
Biological process (GO): negative regulation of microtubule depolymerization
Cellular component (GO): microtubule cytoskeleton
Source: RefSeq, a predicted model, not a curated record